UUACUUGGUCGUUAUAACGAUUAACGAAUUGCAAACAGCUGACGGCGAGAAGAAAAACAAGGAUUUUUGUGACAAAUUUUCGGGGAAGUUUUUGUGUGUAAAAAGGGGCGCACAGGACCACCAUGGUUGUCACCCAUAAAAUAGAUCUACCCACGGAAGAGGAGCUCACUGUCCAGGAGGUCAAUCUCUCGGGACCUGCCCUCAAAGCUGGAGCUUUUCAUCUUGGAAAAUAUUGUGAAUUUCAGAAUAAUGAAUUCAUGUUAUGCUGCGAGGAACUACAGGAUCCACGAAAGUGCAUAAAGGAAGGGAAAGCCGUAACAAACUGUGCUCUGGAGUUCUUCCGGAAGGUUAAGAAGUCCUGUCAUGAAGAAUUCACGCAGUAUGCCAAUUGCCUGGACAAAAGUAGCCAAGAUUGCGCCAUGAAACCAUGCCGCAAGACUCAGGGCGUUUUUGAUAAAUGUAUGCUGGACAACAUGCAAAUUGAGCGACCACACUAUGGAUACUUCUGUCGUGCCCGAAUUCACGAUAGCGAACGUCCAGCACCACCGAAGAAAGAGAAGGUUGUCUACCCUGAUGCCACACCAGGGCUUCCUGACGACUACCCCAGGACUCCAGCAAAAUAUGGCUCUCGCUUUAUCUUCUUGGAGUAAUAUAUAGGAGCCAAGAGCUUGGCCAGAAGAUGAUUUUGAAGGAAUCAUGUUAAUAAAAAAAAAACUAAUAAAAUCUUCGUAGUAGAAGCGAAUUGAAUAAAUUAAAUGAUAAAUCCUCAA
Molecule: messenger RNA, 770 nt
Organism: Lutzomyia longipalpis
Lineage: Eukaryota; Metazoa; Arthropoda; Insecta; Diptera; Psychodidae
Gene: ND-19
Product: NADH dehydrogenase [ubiquinone] 1 alpha subcomplex subunit 8
Exons: 3
Coding region: 123-650 (175 amino acids)
Biological process (GO): mitochondrial electron transport, NADH to ubiquinone
Source: RefSeq, a predicted model, not a curated record